UUAAGGAGCCGUGUAAAGAGGGCGUGUUCACGCGCACUACCCAGGCGGCAGCGGCAGUCAUCGUUGUGGUGCGGUGAGUUUAUUGCGCCUCACAGAAAGCAGAAGCAGCGGCAGCGGCACCUCCGCUCCUGAGGAUGCGGUGACAGCUCCAGUAACAUUUCUACAAAGAAAUUCAGCGGCGCGUUUUCGUCUCACAGCGGUGUCGCGGAGCCGCCGCGUGUUUCCAUCCCAGCGUUUCGCAGCCGCCUCUCGAUGAACGCACCCUCGUUGUCAAGAAGCCGCUGGGGGCCUCGCAGUGGCAACGGCGCCCGGCUUUUGUGAAUGGGAUGCUCGGUGAGUGUGCGCCUUCUGUCUCCUUUACCACUCGGGCCUUUCACUGGAACUUCCCUGCAUUAAUAGUUCCCAGGCUAACAGGAUUUGAGGAGCAUCAAUAUUCUCGCCGCGGUCUGUAACAGGCAUUACAUCCAAGAUCUGGAAGAUCUUUUCAUAAACUGACGGGAUCUUUUCUUUUACCUCUUCGUGCAAAAGAAAAAGACAACUCAUCAGCCACCAUGCCAAUCUUAAAACAGCUGGUGUCUGGCUCCAAGACCAAGCACCGCUCACGCACGGACCUGACCCGGGAGAUGAUCAGUGCCCCACUGGGCGACUUCCGCCACACCAUGCAUGUAGGUCGCAGCGGGGAUGCUUUUGGAGACACCUCCUUCCUCAGCACCCGUUCAGGAGAACCUCCCCCUGAGACCACUUCCUUCCCCCGCUCUCCCCGACCUGGCCUCCUUUCUCGCACCUUUAGGAGCAGCAAACGCUCCCAGUCCGUGACCAGAGUUGAUCAGCAGAGAGACAACGUGGAAGUCACAGGUGGAUCGCCUGCCUGCGUGAAGAAUGCCAUGUCUUUGCCAUUUCUCAAUGAUGAAGACCGAGGCAACAGCAUGGUCUCAAAGAGUUUGUCCUCAAGUCCUUUAAACAUGCAGCAUGGGGAGGGGGAUGGGCGAGGUGCAGCUGCAGCAGCUCACUUCCUGGAACUGGAGGAGCGAAACUUUGGUGAGCUGACCGAGCUUCCCGAGAACUCCCACCACUGCGGAGGUGGAAUGAAGCACGCCGUGUCCGUAAUGUCUUUCCAUGUCGACCUGGGACCCUCCAUGAUGGGCGACAUCCUGGGGGUGAUGGAGAAGGAGGAUGACGAUCUCGGCUACGAGGAGGGCAAGAGCAGCGAGGGACAUGCCUCCCCGCCCCUCAGCGCACACGGCGAGGAAGAGGACAGUGUGGAGAAGGGGAUAGAUGAGGACACGGAGGAGCAGAUGGAGGAAGAGGAAGAACAGGCGGAACUGCAGCUGCAGCGCGCCAUGCACCCGGCCAGCUCUAUCGAACGGCAGCCAGAGAGCGGCGGGCCCUACACCCCAGAGUACACGCCUGAGACACGGCCCAAACACUUGCAGCAUCUAGACAGCAGCUCCAUGUCCAGCUCUGGCUCUGCUGCCCUGGAUGAGAAGCCAAACAGUCAGACCUAUGCAGGAGAUACAGACAGCGCCACCUUCAGUGCGCCGCCAGAGGAGGAGAGCAACUUCUCCUCUUUCUUGGAUGACGAAGAUGAUGAGAUCCAUGUAUGAGAUUUCAAAGCCUUCUAAAAAGAAGAAGAAGAAGUAGGACAUAGCUCUGAACGGGGUUUAUGUGAAACUAGCAAGUCCUUUGACAGUUUGGAUUUGCACUUGGGAGUCUCUGUCAUCGUCGUUUGCUGUGGGAAAUGGGACUGUGAACAGGAUUGUGACGGGAGAAUUCUUACUUUGUAGGUCUGCAAAGAGAGUGUGAAUGCUCCUUUAGGAUGGGCUGAGCUCCAUCUGUCAGACAGCCUUACCCUCCACUUUCUGUCUGUCUGUCAAUCCACUCCUCCCACUUGAACACUGAGAGAACUGACGUGGAAGAGCAGCCACUCUCUGAAUAUGGAGCAUUCCAGAAGUAUGCAGGGAGGAACGGGUUAGAAAGGAACCUUAGCAGGAAAAAAAACAAAAAACGCUUUCCAUAACUAAACUUCGAUUCUCACGCUCUCUCUUGCUCUCUUCUCACUUGACGUGUCACAUGUGCUUUCUUUUUAUUCGCUCUGCCUUUCCCUUGUUGUUGUGUUUUCUCUCUCUGGCUGUGGGACAUCAUGAGGCCUGAGCUGAACAGAAGGUCUCUGUCACCACAGGACCACUGGUGGGUAUCUUGUCACAAUAAAGGGUGCUGUGUUUGUCACUGGAGUGUGAAAGUCCUGCCCUGAGCCUCUUUCAUUUGAAAAUAUUAUACUGAAGUCCCAUCGAUGCGUCAGUUUUCUCCUUUUAUGUAACUCAGGGUCUUUGAGACGCUGCAUAGAGGCUGCCAUUUCCUGCUGUAAAGCGAGACCACAAAGCCCAAACCCAAGUUCUCUUCUGUUUUUAAUUCGGUGUGAGCACCGCGCAGACUCAGACUUGGUGUAAAUUAAAGAAAACAGGGCUAUAAACCUUUAUAGAGAUUAAUUGGCCUGCACCCAGAAUAAGACAUGGUGUUACUACAGGAAACUGGAGGUAUGAAGAGUAUUGUGUGGCACACUGUUGUUGUCUCGUCAUUAAACAGAUUCUUUAUUUCACCUUGAAUCCAACUGAAGCCAAUUGGCAAGCUUCCUCCUGCUAAUCUGUCAUUUUCAAGUUGAAAAUGCAAACGAGUUUGAAAACCACUUCCUUCCUCUUUGUUGUACAUCUGAGCAACUGCAGUGGUGCAAGUGAAUUGUGUAGAAGAUUUUAAUCAUCUACAGCCCAGGGGUUGUCUUUAUGUUAAAAAAACCCCAAACAGUUUCCACCACUAUUUUGGGGUUCAGGGUGUGUUCCUUUAUAAAAUGGUGCACCAGCAGAAACCAACCCUACACCACACACUACUUGUUUUUUUGUCUAACACCUGGUGUGUGGUUUUUGUUUCUAUCUUUGUAAAAUAUUUGCUAUAUUUGUCUGUUUUGAAGAGUGGAUGAAAAAGAAGACACAGCCAGCCAGGCCAGCAAUAGAUGCAGGAGCAUUUCCAAAAAAGAUUGCUAUUUUUUAUGCAAGUUGCAUCGUCAUUGCAGCUUGACUGUAUCUCUUGCAUCAUAAAAAAAAGAAGCAGUGGCCAGAAGUAUUGAGACUCAAAAUGGCGCUGAUCAAUUUCACUGCCUUAACAGAAACUGACAUGUGCCAAAUGAUGGUUUUCUCGCCAAAAAAAACAACCCACACCUUAAUUUCAGUUGUGAUGCUCACACUUUUGGGAGAGUCUGCCACAUCUGUACGUCACCUCCUAUGUAUGGGUAAUCACUGUUGAAUUUAAGUUCAGCUUGCAGAUUAAAAAAGAAAAUAAUUAAUAAAAAAAAAACAUGUUUUAAGAUGUCAUAUCGUGCAGGAUAAAGGAAAACAAAUUAAUUUGCAUUACUGGAUAUUUAUAUUUCCAAUCGCUCGCACACUACAUAAUAUAUUCAGGUAAUUUCCAGUAGUAAAUUCUGUGUGAAUGGGAGGUCGUCUGUGUUGCGUUGUUCUGUGUAAUGUAUGUUAGGCCUUACUGUUGUUUUCUUUAAAGUAUAUUUACGGCCUUUUUUUCCCCCCUGUAUUAUCCAAAAAAUAACCUAUAUUUUUCAAUAAAAAGCCUGAACAUCUA
Messenger RNA from Scophthalmus maximus (turbot), 3624 nucleotides. It is a transcript of the gene cdc42ep4a, whose product is annotated as CDC42 effector protein (Rho GTPase binding) 4a. The transcript has 2 exons. Bases 552 to 1604 code for a protein of 350 amino acids. NCBI's taxonomy places the organism in Eukaryota, Metazoa, Chordata, Actinopteri, Pleuronectiformes, Scophthalmidae. The record is from RefSeq and is a predicted model, not a curated record.